Adineta steineri is the source of this 945-nucleotide messenger RNA. Lineage: Eukaryota; Metazoa; Rotifera; Eurotatoria; Adinetida; Adinetidae. The record is from the annotation of a GenBank genome assembly.
AUGUCAGCCGCUGCUCGUGCAUCAAAAAAAUGGAUUUGGGUAGGUAGUGGUUUAGCAGUUGCUGGUGCUAGUUAUUUGCUCUAUUUUGGACCUGGUCGAAAACUUGUGCUUGAAACUAAACAACCAGCUAGUGCAUCGAAAGCAAGUUCAGCACCCGAUGCACUUGAUCCAAAUGCAUUCCGUUCAAUAAAAUUAACAGAUAUUAAAAAAUAUAAUCAUAAUACUAAUGUAUUUACGUUUGCAUUCGAUGAUCCAAAAGCAAAAUUUAAUGGAAAAACAGCUUCAUGUGUUAUGCUUAGAACAGACGUUAAUGGAAAAGAUGUUGUUCGACCAUAUACACCUAUGUCACGUCCCAAUACAAUUGGUCAAUUAGAAUUUCUUAUUAAAGAGUAUCCACAAGGUGUUAUGAGUAAACAUGUUCAUGCAAUGAAAAAGGGUGAUAGAAUUGAAAUUAAAGGACCUAUGCAAAAAUAUCCAUAUGAAGCUAAUAAGUUUGAAAAACUUGGUUUAAUUGCUGGUGGUACUGGUAUUACACCAAUGAUUCAAAUGAUUGAAGAAGUCAUUUCCAAUCCAGAUGAUAAAACAAAAGUUACACUUUUAUUUGCCAAUACAACGAUAAGUGAUAUUUUAUUAAAAGAAGAUUUGGAUAAAUUAGCUGCUAAACAUCCAGAUCGUUUGAAAGUUUAUUAUACAGUUGAUAAAAUUGAGGAUAAAGAAACAAAAUCAUGGAAAGGCGAUUUUGGAUAUGUUACAUCUGAUAUGUUGAAAAAAGUAUUACCUAUGCCAUCUAAAAAGGAUGAUGAAAGUCUUUUGGUUAUGGUUUGUGGUCCACCUGGAUUUAUGAAAUUAAUUAGUGGAGACAAAACAAAAGACUAUAAACAGGGUGAUCUUAGUGGUCUUCUCAAAGGUCUUGGCUUUACAGAGAAGAAUGUCUUCAAAUUUUAA